UCUGAAACGACAAAAGAAGAAAAAAGAUCGACGCUUGUGGUCUAAAAAAUGGUUUUUGGACCGGAGUAAGUUUAGCCAUAUGUCGCUUCUUGCUGAACUUGCCAUUAGUGAGCCUCAAGACUUCAAAAAUUAUCUAAGGAUGAGCGAGGAAAGCUUUGAAUAUCUAUUCGGAAGACUGUGUGAGCACAUAGAAAAAGAAGAUAGCCUUUUGAGAACCUCAAUUCCUGCAAAAGAACGUCUUGCAGCCACUCUCCAGUUUCUAGCCAGUGGUAGGAGCUACGAGAAUCUGAAGUUUAGUUGUGCAAUAUCUCCGCAAGCACUAGGAAAAAUCAUACCAGAAACUUGUGCAGCUAUUUUUGAUGUUCUAAAGGAAGAUUUCUUAAAGUUUCCUUGCAAUGAAUCGGACUGGAUGAACAUAGCUGUGGACUUCAAAAAGUACUGGCAAGUUGAAAACUGUGUCGGCGCUAUAGACGGAAAACACAGCGAUUCGUCAACCUCCGAAAAAGUAUCCGAUGGUGGCGUACUUAUGGAAACUGAUUUUGGAGAGUUGCUGGAAAAUAAGGAAUUGCACUUGCCGUCACCAACAAGCUUCGAUGACAGGAGAGACGUUUGCCUCCCUUUUACAUUCCUUGGAGAUGAAGCUUUUCCUCUGAAGGAAAAUCUUAUGAAGCCCUAUCCAAACAAAGGAAUCACCCACGACGAAAAGAUUUUCAACUAUCGGAUGUGCCGUGCUAGGAGAGUGGUGGAGAAUGCGUUUGGCAUCUUAGCGACUCGAUUUAGAGUCCUUCUUUCGACAAUGAAUGUUAGUGUAGAGAGGGCAGAAAUCAUUGUUUUGGCGUGUUGUACUUUACAUAAUUUUCUACGCCAGAAAAGUCCAACCUACCUAACUCAAAGUAGUGUGGAUUGGGAGGACACUUCAGCAGGCCAGUUAAAUGAGGGUGAGUGGAGGCAGAACACGCAAGAACUUCUUGGGUUUAAAAGAAUGAGGCGGGAUGGCAGAGAACAAUCAAUUGCCAAUGCAGUUCGAGGUUGGUAUAAAAGUUUCUAUAACAACGAAGGAAGUGUUGAUUUCCAAGAAAAAAUGAUUAAUAAGCGUUGA
This is a messenger RNA of Homalodisca vitripennis (glassy-winged sharpshooter), 1099 nucleotides long. RefSeq lists its product as uncharacterized. The record is from RefSeq and is a predicted model, not a curated record. The transcript is spliced from 3 exons. Bases 80 to 1099 code for a protein of 339 amino acids. NCBI's taxonomy places the organism in Eukaryota, Metazoa, Arthropoda, Insecta, Hemiptera, Cicadellidae.